ACUCAUUUUCAGUCAUUUUACAUUUGACAAGAAUGACAGUGUUUUGUAUUUGACAAACAGUACAAUCGCCAUGAAUCUUGACAGGCUUCGCAAAAGAGUGCGACACUACAUUGAUCAGCAACAGUAUCAAAGUGCUCUGUUCUGGGCUGACAAAGUAGCAUCCUUAUCACAUGAGGAUCCUCAAGACGUUUAUUGGUUAGCACAGUGCCUUUAUUUGACAGCACAGUAUCACAGAGCUUCUCAUGCGCUCAGAUCUCGCAAACUUGACAAGUUGUAUGGAGCCUGCCAGUAUCUAGCUGCAAGAUGUCACUUUGCUGCCAAAGAAUAUCAACAAGCUCUAGACAUACUGGACAUGGAAGAAGCAGCCAGCAAAAAAAUAUUGGAGAAGAAUGUGAAGGAGGAUAAUGGCUCAGGAGUAACCCUAAAGGAAUGGGAAAUGUCUCCUGCCUCAAUCAACAGUUCCAUCUGUCUCCUGCGGGGGAAGAUCUAUGAUGCCAUGGACAACAGACCCCUAGCCAUGUCUAGCUACAAAGAGGCCUUGAAACUGGAUGUCUACUGCUUUGAAGCCUUUGACCUUUUGACGUCCCAUCACAUGCUGACCGCCCAAGAGGAGAAAGAUUUCUUGGAUUCUCUGCCUUUAAGUCAACAGUGUACAGAAGAGGAAGUGGAAUUGCUGCGUUUCCUUUUUGAAAAUAAAUUAAAGAAGUAUAACAAACCUAGCGAGAUGGUGGUCCCAGAAAUAGUCAACGGUCUCCAGGACAACCUGGAUGUUGUCGUCUCCCUCGCAGAGCGACAUUAUUACAACUGUGACUUUAAAAUGUGCUACUCUCUUACGUCAAUGGUUAUGGUGAAAGACCCGUUUCAUGCUAACUGUUUACCAGUGCACAUAGGAACCCUUGUUGAGCUGAGCAAAGCAAAUGAGUUGUUUUACCUGUCUCAUAAACUGGUGGACUUGUAUCCCAGCAAUCCAGUUUCGUGGUUUGCUGUUGGCUGUUACUACCUCAUGGUUGGGCAUAAAAAUGAACACGCAAGGCGGUAUCUGAGUAAAGCCACCACGCUGGAGCGCACAUACGGACCGGCAUGGAUCGCAUACGGUCACUCGUUUGCUGUGGAGAGUGAACACGAUCAGGCCAUGGCUGCGUACUUCACUGCCGCCCAGCUCAUGAAAGGAUGUCACUUGCCCAUGCUGUACAUCGGUUUGGAGUAUGGACUCACUAACAACCCCAAGCUGGCAGAACGUUUCUUUAGCCAGGCCCUCAGCAUUGCGCCUGAGGACCCCUUUGUCAUACAUGAGGUAGCUGUGGUUGCUUUCCAAAAUGGAGAUUAUAAAACAGCCGAGAAGUUGUUUCUAGAUGCUAUGGAUAAGAUCAAGGCCAUUGGAAAUGAGGUGACGGUAGACAAAUGGGAGCCGCUCUUAAACAAUUUAGGUCAUGUCUGUCGAAAAUUGAAGAAAUAUGAACAGGCUCUCGAAUACCACAGGCAAGCUUUGGUCCUCAUCCCACAGAAUGCCUCCACUUACUCAGCCAUCGGUUAUGUGCACAGCCUCAUGGGAGAUUUUGAGAGUGCCAUUGACUACUUUCACACUGCACUUGGUCUUAAACGAGAUGACACAUUUUCCGUAACCAUGCUGGGUCACUGCAUUGAGAUGUAUAUCAGCGACUCGGAUGCUUACAUUGGAACUGAUAUUAAAGACAAAGUGAGAAAGACCCUCAGCACGCCUGCACUGAUGAAGAUGCUCAACACUUCUGCCGACGGCAAUGAGAGCAGAGCUCAACCCGUAGAAGAGGUGAACGUGUGCCUGGAAACGCAGUCUUUCAAUGCUGAUAAACAAAACGAUGCUUUCCAGCGCUUCCUCUUAGAAUGUGACAUGCACGAGAGCGAUAUGAUGCUGGAGACGUCCAUGUCUGACACCAGUACGUGAUUGAGACCUAUAAAUGGGUCAAAAAGGAACUUUGAGCAUGCGAUGAUGAUAGAAGGUGACACUAAAGAGGACACAAAUUACCCACCCUCCCUCAACCCCCCACCGGCCGUGUCCUGUGUGUCAGACCCCUGUGGAUUUUUUUACUAUGAAUAAAUGUAAAGAAGUGAAUGCAAAAGGGUUCGAAUGAUUUAAUCAAUAAACCCUGCAUCCAUAUUUUUACACACAUUUGUGUAUUCUCAUUGCUGCUAUAUUAAAACAUCUGUUUUGUGGAUGAGGCUGAAAAAAAAGUGAUAUUUACAGUGCCAAUCAGGCGAUAACAUUGAUCUGCUGACAUUUGCAUUGUUUAGAAAACCCUGAAAUUAGUCAACCAAAGGAAGCUACUUGCAACGACUUUGAUAAGUGAUUUUAUCAGACAUGCCAAAUCUGUGCCUGAAGUUGAGAAUGCAAGGUAAUCUGUGCAUUUCUUUUGCAAGUGACCAAAAUCAGCCCACAGAUUUAGUUUUUGGUCAUUUGUUUUUGUAACACUUUAUAAAAGCUUGAAGUUAGUUUGUCCAACCACAUCAGUAGUGAAAUACAAGAAUAUGAUCAUUAAUAUGAUUUAUGUGAUAACGGUGUACACUGCCGGUCAAAAGUUUGCAAUAAUUAAAGGUUUUUAAAAAUGUUUUUGAAAGAGGUCUCUCAUGCUCACCAAAGCUGUAUUUAUUUGAUAAAAAAAAACGAUGUGAAAUUUUAUUACAUUUUGAAACUGUUAUUUAUUAGGGACACAUUAAAUGAGACCGUGACACAUUAA
Carassius auratus (goldfish) is the source of this 2711-nucleotide messenger RNA. Its product is annotated as cell division cycle protein 16 homolog. Bases 71 to 1921 code for a protein of 616 amino acids. Gene Ontology annotation, cellular component: anaphase-promoting complex; cytoplasm. The transcript is spliced from 18 exons. The record is from RefSeq and is a predicted model, not a curated record. NCBI's taxonomy places the organism in Eukaryota, Metazoa, Chordata, Actinopteri, Cypriniformes, Cyprinidae. Gene Ontology annotation, biological process: positive regulation of mitotic metaphase/anaphase transition; anaphase-promoting complex-dependent catabolic process; protein ubiquitination. Gene Ontology annotation, molecular function: protein binding.